UGCUACCCUCUCAACAUGGCAAUAUCACCGAACGGAGAACAAAUGGCCACAAUUUGCACAGAUAGGAAGAUUCGGAUUUUUAAUUUUUUGAGUGGAAAGUUGGUCAAAGUUAUAGACGAGUCGCUCAAUCAUGUUGUGGAUCUUCAGCAAGAGAAGGCAGUUCUCCCAAAUAUGGAAUUUGGACGUCGGAUGGCUAUCGAAAAGGAAAUUGAAAAGUCUUCAUAUUACAAGAACUGUAAUAUAAGUACUGAUUUAGUAACUAUUCUAGUAUAUGAUGAGAGUGGGCAUUAUUUGCUGUAUUCUUCCAUGUUCGGGAUCAAAGGUAGUUUGAUUGACUGAUGGAUAGUGGUUAAUAACUAUAAUAAUACCGUGGCUCGUGUUUUGGGGAAAAACGAGAAUUGUCGAUUCAUGAAUUUGGCGUUGUUUCAGGGAAUUCCUCGCGGAAAACGGAUAAGUAAUGUGGUUACUCCGGAAAUGAUGGUUCACGGUACUGCUUUUGUCAACGUGAAACCCGACCCCGUUCUUUUUUGCACGGGAUUCAAAAAAAAUAGAAUUUUUCUCUUCACUCGAAAGGAGCCGACGGAAUU
Messenger RNA from Octopus sinensis (East Asian common octopus), 587 nucleotides. RefSeq names its product peptidylprolyl isomerase domain and WD repeat-containing protein 1-like. The record is from RefSeq and is a predicted model, not a curated record. Gene Ontology annotation, molecular function: protein binding. Bases 16 to 339 code for a protein of 107 amino acids. The transcript is spliced from 2 exons. Lineage: Eukaryota; Metazoa; Mollusca; Cephalopoda; Octopoda; Octopodidae.